AUGUCCCUCACCGUGAAGUCGCUGAACGGGGACACCGCUUUUCUACUUACCUUUAGCCCUCCAGUCGCACCACUGACGUCUCCAGGGCUCUUCCCAGGCUCCUUCACUAUUCUGGUCGAUCCGUGGUUGACCGGGCCAGCCACCAUUCUUGGCAGCUUUUUCUCCAUAUCAGAGCAGAGGACGAAACCGUGCAUAUCCUCUUUAAAAGAGCUAGAGCAAGAGCCGGAUAUAAUCCUCAUUUCGCAAGACAAGCCUGACCACUGCCACGAGGAGACCUUAAGGCAGCUUCCACAGGACUGCCAAUCAACGAUUCUGGCGAUUCCAGCAGCCGCAAGGAAGAUCCGUUCAUGGAAACAUUUCAGAGAAGAGCUAGUUCAAGCUAUACCGAAAUAUGAUGAGAGCAGCAAGCAAUCGAUGUAUCGCUUGGUCAUACCACCAAUGUCACCGCGAGGCUCCUGUGGAGAGCUUACAGUAACGUGGAUACCCGCUAAAAGAGAUAUAUCCAGUGUUCAUCAUGCCAUUGGAAUUACAUAUCGGCCCCCUUGCAGUGUACUGUCAGCUACUCCCGGACGGUACUUGGACCUUCCCGAGCUUCCUCUCAGUCCGCCAGCGUCGCCGCGGUCGUUUCGCACCAUAGCAUCAUCACCGCGUACAAUCGUACCAGCGCCCUAUAAUGACCGUGAGAAGACAUUGUCAGUUCUGUAUUCGCCACACGGUGUGCCUUACGAAGACGUCCAGCCAUACGCGUCUUCUCAUCUGGUCAAUGAGGCCGCACUGCCCUUGACUGCCCUCAUACACUCUUUUGACCGCGUCGAAAACCCAUGGUACUUGGGAGGAAAUAUCUCUGCCGGCUCUCCUGGCGGUCUGCAGAUUGCACGUAGCCUGUAUGCUCAAACCUGGAUCAGCGCGCACGAUGCGGACAAGCACAACCGCGGUCUGUCGGUCAAACAGACUCGAAUCGGGAAAUUUGCAGCAGACAAGAUUGAGAGCAUGCUGUACGAAGGAGAUGAGACCAAAAUGAAAAGCCCAAUCCCAAUCAAGCUUGUAACCUUGGCCUCAGGAGAAGCGUAUACUCAGGGAAGCGGUUGA
Molecule: messenger RNA, 1089 nt
Organism: Didymosphaeria variabile
Lineage: Eukaryota; Fungi; Ascomycota; Dothideomycetes; Pleosporales; Didymosphaeriaceae
Exons: 1
Coding region: 1-1089 (362 amino acids)
Source: RefSeq, a predicted model, not a curated record